Molecule: messenger RNA, 1797 nt
Organism: Huiozyma naganishii CBS 8797
Lineage: Eukaryota; Fungi; Ascomycota; Saccharomycetes; Saccharomycetales; Saccharomycetaceae
Gene: GAP1
Product: amino acid permease GAP1
Exons: 1
Coding region: 1-1797 (598 amino acids)
Biological process (GO): amino acid transmembrane transport
Cellular component (GO): membrane
Molecular function (GO): amino acid transmembrane transporter activity
Source: RefSeq, a predicted model, not a curated record
AUGAGUUCGUCUUAUGAGAAGGAUAUAUCCGAUGGGAAGGACGCCCACUUGAGGGUUGAAUCCGAGUUCAUCUCUCAAGAACCGCUAUCGCACGAUCUUUCCUCCACCGGCUCUGAGGAACACAAGAAGGGCAAAGUAUGGACCCGUUUUGUCGACUCCUUCAGGGAGAGGGAGAGACUCGAAGUUGAUCCAAACAUGUCCGAACUGGACCAAAUCGCUUUCAGAACCGCAAACUCCCCAUUGCAACACCAUUUGAAGAACAGACACUUGCAAAUGAUCGCCAUCGGUGGUGCCAUCGGUACUGGUCUCUUCGUCGGGUCCGGUACUGCUUUGAGAACCGCUGGCCCAGCUGGGAUCCUUAUCGGGUGGGGGUUGACCGGUACCAUGAUCUACUCCAUGGUCAUGGCUCUCGGUGAACUGGCUGUUCUUUUCCCUGUCUCCGGUGGGUUUACCACUUACGCAACGAGAUUUAUCGAUGAGUCCUACGGGUUUGCUAACAACAUAAAUUAUAUGUUGCAAUGGCUAGUGGUUCUCCCUUUGGAAAUUGUUGCUGCCUCGAUCACAGUAAACUACUGGGGGACGAAUCCAAGAUAUAGAGACGGGUUCGUCGCUCUUUUCUGGCUCGCCAUCUUCAUCAUCAAUCUAUUCGGGGUCAAGGGUUACGGUGAAGCAGAGUUCAUCUUCUCCAUCAUCAAGGUCAUCACCGUCGUCGGGUUCAUCAUCCUAGGUAUCAUCCUGAACUGUGGUGGUGGCCCUGUCAAGGGUUACAUUGGAGGUAGGUACUGGCAUCACCCAUACGGUGCUUUUGUAGGUGAUUCCGCGGGUGCCAGAUUCAAAGGUGUCUGUUCUGUCUUCGUCACUGCUGCCUUCUCGUUUGCAGGUAGUGAAUUAGUCGGUUUAGCAAGUGCAGAAACGGCCAAUCCAAGGAAAUCCGUUCCAAAGGCUGCAAAGCAAGUCUUCUGGAGAAUCACACUGUUUUACCUGUUGGCUUUGGGUAUGGUUGGUCUAUUGGUCCCAUACACUGAAAAACGUUUGAUUGGUGCCUCUUCAGUCGACGCCGCUGCCUCCCCAUUUGUUAUCGCCAUUACCACUCACGGUAUCAGAGGUCUACCAUCUGUUGUCAACGUUGUCAUUUUGAUCGCCGUUCUAUCCGUUGGUAACUCCGCUAUCUACGCAUGUUCGAGAACUCUAUGUGCCCUAGCUGAACAGAACUUCUUACCUAAAUUCUUUGGCUACAUUGAUCGUUCAGGGAGACCAUUGUACAGUAUCUUGGUGACUUCUGGGUUCGGUUUGGUUGCCUUCGUUGCUCAAUCUAAAAAGGAGGGUGAGGUUUUCAACUGGUUGCUGGCUUUGUCAGGUCUAUCCUCCUUGUUUACAUGGGGGGGGAUCUGUCUGUGUCAUAUCAGAUUCAGAAAGGCGUUGUCCGCGCAAGGCAGAGGCACGGACGAGUUGUCAUUUGUUUCCCCAGCUGGUGUUUACGGCUCCUACUGGGGGCUCUUCAUGAUCAUCCUUAUGUUCAUUGCCCAGUUUUAUGUUGCCUUAUUCCCUCCUGGUGCUAAACCAAACGCAAAGGCUUUCUUCGAAGCUUAUUUAUCCUUCCCUAUUGUGAUCGCCUGCUACCUAGGCCACAAGAUCUACAAAAAGAACUGGAAAAUAUUUAUUAAGGCCGAAGAUAUGGACAUCGACACAGGUAGAAAGGACGAUGAUCUAGAUUUGUUACGUCAAGAAGUGGCCGAAGAAAGAGCAGUCUUAGCCACGAAACCGUGGUGGUACAGGUGGUGGGUGUUCUGGUGUUAA